UGAAUGUCAAUUGUCAAAGAGGCAGAGAAAAUAGUUUACAAAUUGGAAUUUUUGUUGUUUGGCGCCUGAAAAGAAUUUGCUCUGGCAAAAUGUCCGAGGAAACAGCAACAGCUCCAGCAGUAGCAGCCCCCACCAAAUCCAACCUCACCACAGCCCAGAGAUCGCGCAUUGAGCGGAAUCUGGCCAAGGCCCAGAGGUUGCGGGAGGCAAAACUUGUCUCGUAUCCUUACAAGGAGCUCGGCAACCACCUUGGCGAUACUCAGCCAGAGGGAGGGCCCAGUCAGGGUGCCUCGGUGAUCAAGGUGCAGGGCACCAAAUACAUUGACAGUGGCGGUGGCUUCCUGCUGGAACAGCCAGUGUUGCCUGCGGCUGGCGCAACAGCAGGGGCUGGCAAGCCCGAGGAUGGAGCAGCGCCCAUCAUCGAGGAUGAUGCCAUUGCCAUACCGGUGGUGUACGAGGAGUGCCUGGAGUGCGGCGAGCCGUUCGCCGACUCUUAUCUGUUCACCAAUUUCGGGCACUCGGUGUGCGACAAGUGCCGGGACAACGAGGAGCGCCACUCACUAAUCACCCGCACAGAGGCUAAGGCCGAGUAUCUGCUAAAGGACUGCGACUUUGACAAGCGCGAGCCAAAGUUGCGCUACAUUAGCCGCAAGAAUCCACACAACGUGCGCUGGGGCGAGAUGAAGCUCUACCUGCACUCGCAGGUGCAGAAGCGUGCCAUGGAGGUGUGGGGCAGCGAGGAGGAGCUCGUGCGCCAGCACGAGGGUCGCGAAGAGAAGCGCGAGGUGGGCAAGGCCCGCAAGUACAACAAGCAAAUGAAGCAACUCCGCAUGGAGGUCCGCAGCAGUGUUUAUACCAAGAAAACGCAUGCCAUACACGAGCACGAAUUUGGCCCGGACACCUACAACGAGGAGGAGGAUGAGUAUACGCACACCUGCCUCACCUGUCCCUACACCGAAACCUACGAAAAGAUGUAGAGUCACCUAAGAGAGAGAGAGAGAGAGAAACCCAUAGUAUUCAUUUAAAAACCUAUUUCGCCAUAGCCUGUAAGACCCUUGAAGGGAUAACUUCUGAUUCUGAUUUAAAAUUGUAUUUGAAUGUC
Messenger RNA from Drosophila subobscura, 1102 nucleotides. RefSeq names its product DNA repair protein complementing XP-A cells homolog (gene Xpac). The record is from RefSeq and is a predicted model, not a curated record. Bases 90 to 977 code for a protein of 295 amino acids. Gene Ontology annotation, cellular component: nucleotide-excision repair factor 1 complex. NCBI's taxonomy places the organism in Eukaryota, Metazoa, Arthropoda, Insecta, Diptera, Drosophilidae. Gene Ontology annotation, molecular function: damaged DNA binding. The transcript has 2 exons. Gene Ontology annotation, biological process: nucleotide-excision repair involved in interstrand cross-link repair; UV-damage excision repair; base-excision repair.